This is a messenger RNA of Salvelinus fontinalis (brook trout), 1237 nucleotides long. RefSeq names its product surfeit locus protein 2-like. NCBI's taxonomy places the organism in Eukaryota, Metazoa, Chordata, Actinopteri, Salmoniformes, Salmonidae. The transcript has 6 exons. The record is from RefSeq and is a predicted model, not a curated record. Bases 476 to 1219 code for a protein of 247 amino acids.
UGUCCUUGUAAUGAUGAGUAUAAAAAAAAUCAAAUUUUGCAUGUGUAUCAGACUGGAACACAAUUUCAGGAUCGAUAGAUUCACAUCAGGCAGUUUUGUGGCCAGUUUCGUGAUGUCUAUCUUGUGAUUUAUAUUAGUAUAUUAUAUUUGGAAAAUCGCCUCUAUCAUUCAUUCCAACGUCAAUGUUAAACUUUUCAGUGUUUCAUUUGGUGAAUUGUAUUGUCCAAUUUCUAUUGAUAUUUAUGCAUUACAGACAGUUUUGUUUCUUUUGUCUUGAGUACUAGGCCCUAUCUCAGACUGCUUCAUACUGUAAUGAACAAUAGGUGGUGGCAAAGUACUACGCAUCUUGCGAGGAAGAAAUACGCCGGCGUACACACGUGUCUCGGACCCUGCAUACAUGAUAGGGACAGUCAGCUAGUAGCUAGUGAGCUAAAAUAAAAUAACCUUAUCUAGCUAGCCACUUGAUUACUCGACCAUGGACCUACCUGCAGAUAUCAAAGCGUUCCUUCUGAAUCACCCAUUUCUUGAAUUUACGGAUGACGGUAAAAAGAUUAAAUGCACACUCAAUGGACAUGAUUGUCCUUGCAACCUCACAGAGCUCCAGAAAUUCACGAAAGGGAAGAAAUAUCAGAAACUAAGUUCUACCGCAGAGUUCAACUAUGGUCAAUAUGAACCUCAUGUUGUGCCCAGCUCGAAGCAACCCAAUCAUCUCUUCUGCAAGUUAACACUCAGACAUAUCAAUCGCCUGCCACACCAGGUCUUACGGCAUGUCAAUGGCAAGCGGUUCCAAAAAGCAAAGAAGAAAUAUGAAGCGUGUGUACAACAGGGAGUGGAGUACAUUCCAGCCAGCCUCCGACAGAAGAAGCCCAGAGAUAGAGAUGGGGAGAGGGGGCGCAACACCCAUCGGGGGAAUACCCAGCGGGGGAAUGGAGCGUGGGCUCCUGACUCCGGCGACGAGGGUGGCAGCGACUCAGAGGACAGCAUGAGUGACCUGUACCCAUCCUCUUUAUUUUCUCUGCAAAAAGAGACUGGGGAGGGUAUGGAGGCGGAAAAAGAGGAUGACUUUAAAACGGAUGACGAUGAGGAGAUGGAAGUUGAUAAACAGGCGCCACAGAAACGCAAAAAGGUUCAGUCUGGUGGUUUCCAGAAGAAAUUCAAGAAUCAUAACUUGAAAAGAAAAGGUUUAAAGACCAAUGUGAAAGUAAAAAAUGUAAAAUAAAGGUGAAUAUAAAACGUU